GAUCACCAAAAAACAACUCAAUUCUGUCCUACGACUUUGUUACACUUGCUUCUAUACACUAAUUUUCCUACACGCUAGCGUACACUACUUAUCUUUUGACCCAGCGGGCUACUACAACGUCCACUGGCAGGACUGUCUAUGCGAUGCAAAAAAAGAGAAAAUGACACGUCAGCACGUCGCCCCAAAAAUACCAUGACACACAGAGAGAAAGGAACCUUCUAGUCGACAGAACGGAGCACAGCAGAUAGAGAUAACACGAAGACAACAGGUGAAGGAAAAAGAGCAGAUGUUACAACGAGACACAGCAGACGAGACUCGAGACGACGACAGCAAGGGCGAGGGCGGGCACGGAGUGUUCGGUCGGCAGGGAGCAGGGGCGGAGGCGGUUUCGUUUUCGGGUGGUACACCAGAGGCAGGCAGGGGCGUCCGUCGCGAGGACGCGUGUGUGCAUGCGUGAAAACGAUUAGGAUUACGGAGGUCGCGAAGGGGACAAAGAAGGUGUGACUGCGCCGGACCACGGGCGGAUUACGACGAAAAGGUGAAAGAGUGUAUGUGGUUUCUACAGGGCCAAGACUAAAAUGAGUGUGUGAUGUUCUAUGGAGUGCUGAGAUAGAUGAGAUGCGCGUGUGGAGUUAAUGACAGUGUAUGCGUCCCAUAGGGUGUCGAUUCUGAACCAAAUGAGCGUGUAUAGUUGUGUUGAGCAUGGAGAGAGAUGGACGAAUGGGGGUAUGUGUACGAGUUGAGUCGUCCCGAGGUCCGAGCGUGGUCGCGACGUAGGUUGUGCAAUUUUCAGAUGUAACGCGGCACACACAGCGUUUUCCAGAUGGAGACGGUUGGGUGGCGAGAGGCCAGGGAAGAUGCGCGAUCAGUUUACGUAGUGCCAGGCAAGCGUGGCCCUGCCGACUCCCUUGAUGUGUACCUGUGCGCUUACGCGACACACCUGUUGCAUCACUUAGUAACA
Messenger RNA from Phanerochaete carnosa HHB-10118-sp, 961 nucleotides. RefSeq lists its product as uncharacterized. The record is from RefSeq and is a predicted model, not a curated record. NCBI's taxonomy places the organism in Eukaryota, Fungi, Basidiomycota, Agaricomycetes, Polyporales, Phanerochaetaceae. The transcript has a single exon. The coding region runs from base 287 to 457 and encodes 56 amino acids.